CAUGGAAACCCCACAACUCCCAGAUAAAUAACCAUAAAUAAAUAUCCAGUUAAUAAGCAAUCCCUGAAUAAUGCAGUACUGCUGGCUUCCACAGGAGCGACGUGAACCCGUCUUCCGGGAGAAGCCACCGGUGGUCCUCUCAAGCAGUCGAUAUCAACGCAUCCGGGCAAAUGCCAGUCAGGCGGCCAAGCAGGAGCAACUGCAUCAGCAGGAGCUGCGCAGCCAGGCGGAUGAGAAGCUGCGGAUUGGAGGCGAGGAGCUGCUCCGUAAAUUUGCCGGUCGGAAUUUGUGCAUCACGCGGGAAGAGGAAUGUGCCCGUGAGCUGAAACAGAUGCAGGAUCAGCACCUGGAGGCCAAACGCCUGGCGGAGGAGGAGACCAAGGCCUCGCGGCUGGAGCACCAGAAAACCAGAAAGGAUCGAAUCGAGGCUGCCCAAAAAGUGGUGGAGCAACUGCGUCCCGGUCCGCGGGAACUGCAAUGCGCCCGUCUGCAGAGCGAAGUCAUGCGGAGCGUCAAUGUGCAGCGGGAGGUGCAGGCGGAGUUCGCCAAGGCCAACCAGCGGCAGCAGGAGCUGGACAGGAAGAUCUUCCAGGAGCAGGUGCUUCGUGGCUUCGAGGAGGCCCAGCAGCGUCACAAGGAGCAAUGCCAGCAGCUGGGCGAGCACAAAAAGGAGCUGCUUCAGUUAAUUGCGGAGCGGGAGAGGGAACGACAGGCCACCAAAGCCAAGGAGUUGGAGGAAGCACUUCAAGAGCGGGAGCGAAACCAUCGCAUGUUGAGGGAUCAGCAGGACAAGGAGAAGGAGCUGCUGGCCUCCAAGCAGCGCCAGAAGAGGGAGGAGGCGCUGGCCUCGCUGGUCAUGUCCGAGCAGCGACAGAAGCGCCUCCAGAUGCUCGAGGAGGUGGAGCAGGUGCAGUGCGAUGUGCACAACAAGGCCAAGGGCCACUUGGAGAAGCUCAAGCGGGACAGGGCCAAGGAGCGAGUGGAGCAGCGCAUCCGGCGGAACGAGAAACUGGCCAAGGAACUGGCUCCUCGCCUGCACUACAGUGCUCGGGAGGAUGAGGAGCGGCACAAGCGCCAAUUGGAGGAGAUGCGAAAGGUGCACAGUGCCGAGCAGGCCAAAAGAAGGCAAGCCCGGGAGCAGGCCAAGAAUGCCCGAUUGGCUGUCCAAAGAGAGGAGGAGGAGUUGGCCAGGAAGAUGAGACAAAAAGCUGCGGAGGAUCGCAAGGAGGCGGAGAAGCUGCGUCUCCAAAACGAUCUCACCAAUGUCCAGUUCCAAAGACAGCAACGGCUGGAGCAUCUCCAACGCAUUCGCGAACUGCGUCGAGAACUCGAUGACCAGGUGAAGAAACGCUUCGAGGAGGAGACCCGACCAGGUACAAACUACAAUCGGGAGGCCCAGUUGGAGGAGUUGCGCGAGGAUGCCUUCUUCUUCGACUACGCCCGCCAGCUGAUGGACGAGGCCAAGGCCAAGGGUUGUCCUCUCAAGCCAUUUAUCCGCGCUGUUGGCCAGUAUAAAAGCGAAAAUCGCAUUGGAGCCGAGAUACGGAUUCCUCGCCACAUGGUCACCCGAUUGCCCAUGGGCAGGCGAACUCAGGGAGACAGCAAAGCGGAGGGCAAGGAACAAUCCUUGGAGAAGCAGGAACCCAAUGCUAGUCAGCUGAGUAAGGAAGAAAUGAUUUUAAGGCAGAAGAUUGAGGAAAACCUCAAGAGCAUUGAGGAAUUGGUUUUGCAGGAAGGCAAGUCCCAAAAGGAUACAAAGAUUUCAUAA
This is a messenger RNA of Drosophila takahashii, 1768 nucleotides long. RefSeq names its product trichohyalin. The record is from RefSeq and is a predicted model, not a curated record. Lineage: Eukaryota; Metazoa; Arthropoda; Insecta; Diptera; Drosophilidae.